Messenger RNA from Sphenostylis stenocarpa, 167 nucleotides. NCBI's taxonomy places the organism in Eukaryota, Viridiplantae, Streptophyta, Magnoliopsida, Fabales, Fabaceae. The record is from the annotation of a GenBank genome assembly.
AUAUUUUAUGGAGUGUCCCAUCACGUCCCAUUUGCACCAACGGACUUGUACAAAUGGUGGAUAAAGCUCCACGUACUGUCACAACAAUAAGUCUUGUUCCACUCCAUUACCAACCCUACUUAUCUCAAUGUAAUGGAUCGGAAGCUUUUACCAUUGGAAAUCAGAAG